Messenger RNA from Danio rerio (zebrafish), 2545 nucleotides. The record is from RefSeq and is a predicted model, not a curated record. Lineage: Eukaryota; Metazoa; Chordata; Actinopteri; Cypriniformes; Danionidae.
AUUUACAUUCGACCACAUUUAAGGUGUUUCUUACUUUAAAUUAACGCUUGUUGUUCGUUCAUAAGCUUCCAAUGCGCUGUCUGACGCUCUUCUCUGGCUCACAGCACAUAUGAGGCACCUUGUUUUCCUGAAUGAAAUCGUACGCGCGCGCUAUUAAUAGCCCCGGCUCUAUGACGUCACAAUGGAAGCCGCAUCUGACUCGCGACAGAUGAUGAUUCUCUCAAAGAGCCUCGCGACCGGGAAGGACACACUACUAUCCCCACAUAUUUGUCAGUCCACACGCCUGCAAACACACAGGAAUUAACUUUUUUCUCGCUCACAGAAAGGGACGUAGUGGCGGUUAGGAGAUGGUUUUGCAGCAUUUGCCCAGCUAGCGACGAGCGUUCGUUCUUUCAUAACACCAGCAAGCUGCAGUCACUGUGUACUGAACUGACUUCUGACAACAAUAAACACACACCUCACAAAGACACGGGUGCUCAUUAUGGACUACGAAAGACCCAACGUAGAAACUAUCAAAUGUGUCGUUGUUGGAGAUAAUGCUGUUGGGAAGACUCGCCUUAUUUGCGCCCGGGCCUGCAACACUACACUGACCCAGUACCAAUUGUUGGCCACGCAUGUACCAACCGUAUGGGCCAUCGACCAGUAUAGAGUCUGUCAAGAGGUCUUAGAACGUUCCAGAGAUGUUGUGGACGACGUAAGCGUGUCCCUUCGGUUGUGGGACACCUUUGGAGACCAUCACAAAGACAGACGCUUCGCCUAUGGAAGGUCUGAUGUCGUGGUCCUCUGCUUUUCCAUCGCCAAUCCCAACUCCUUACACCAUGUUAAAACCAUGUGGUACCUCGAGAUUAAGCACUUCUGUCCACGCACACCUGUCAUCUUGGUUGGCUGCCAGCUGGACUUGCGCUACGCUGACCUGGAGGCAGUCAAUCGUGCUAGGCGACCAUUAUCAAGGCCCAUUAAACCUGGAGACAUUUUGCCUCCAGAGAGUGGAAGGGAGGUAGCCAAAGAGCUUGGCAUCCCAUACUACGAGACCAGCGUUUUCGAUCAAUUCGGUAUCAAGGAUAUCUUUGAUAACGCCAUCCGAGCAGCUCUCAUCUCCAGACGCCACCUACAGUUCUGGAAGUCUCAUCUGAGGCGAGUCCAAAAGCCUCUUCUGCAGGCACCGUUUUUGCCACCCAAAGCUCCUCCGCCGCUCAUAAAGAUCCCAGAGUGUCCAGCCAAAAACCGGGAUGGCCCGAAGCAGCUUCUUGAGACCCCUCUAUGUGCUGAUGUUAUGUUUAUCGUUCAGGAGCACGUCCACUUGUAUGCCCACAGAAUCUACCUGUCUACCUCAUCCUCCAAAUUCUUCGACCUCUUUCAAAUGGACUUUUCGGAUGAAUCCCAGUGCUUGGUGGUAACAGAGCGUCACGGCCGGGAUCAGCUAAUGCGCACACUAAGCCUGGACACGGAAGAGGAUGUCAUGGUUCUCCCAAACCUUUCUCCUUGCUCUCUUCGAGCAUCCAAGAGUGAUGGUACCCUCAAAAUGAUGAGUUUCAGUGGGAUGCACCGACGCACAAGGCUUUCUCUGGCAUCUUGGAGCAAGGCUUUCUACAGCAUCCACAAGGAGAAUGUGAUCAACCCGGUCACAGGUACGCCGGCUCUCAUGACAAUCGUAAAGAUGGAUCAUUCCAUUCACCAUGGGCCAUUCAGUGCGGUCUUACGCUUCCUCUACACUGGCGAGCUGGACGAGAAGGAGAAGGACCUGAUGAAGAUCGCCCAGAUUGCAGAGAUCCUAGAAGUGUUUGAUCUCCGGAUGAUGGUGGAGAACAUCAUGAACAAUGAAGGCUUCAUGAAUCAAGAGAUCACAAAAGCGUUCCACGUGAGAAAAGCCAACCGAAUCAAAGAGUGUCUCGCCAAGAAUAAUUUCACAGAUGUGGUGUUCAGGUUAGACGAUGGCACCAUUAACGCCCACAAACCACUGCUGAUCUCUAGCUGUGACUGGAUGGCUGCCUUAUUUGGGGGCUCUUUCAUGGAGAGUGCAAACGACGAGGUCUCAUUCCCCAACACCAGCAGAGUAUGUAUGCAGGCAGUGCUGGAGUACCUCUACACCAAUCAGCUGUCGCCCAUGGCAGACCUGGACCCAAUGGAGCUGAUCGCCCUGGCCAACAGACUGUGCCUUCCACGGCUCAUCGCCCUCACAGAGCAAUACGCCGUGAGCGAGUUACUAAAAGCAUCUAAAGAUGGACAGGACAUUGAUGGAGAGGUACUUACCUAUCUGGAGCUCGCUCAGUUCCAUAAUGCUAAUCAACUCGCUGCCUGGUGUUUACACCACAUCUGCACCCAUUACAACAGGAUAUGUGCCAAUUAUCGCAAAGAGAUCAAGUCCAAAUCGCCGGAAAACCAGGAAUAUUUCGAGAAGCACCGCUGGCCUCCGGUUUGGUAUCUGAAAGAGGAAGAUCACUAUCAGCGGGUGAAGAAGGAGAGAGAGAAAGAGGAUGUGGUGCUGAAUAAACAUCACUCGCGGCGGCGCUGGUGUUUCUGGAGCACGUCCCCUGCUGUCGCUUGA